This is a messenger RNA of Vigna unguiculata (cowpea), 2024 nucleotides long. It is a transcript of the gene NRT2.5, whose product is annotated as nitrate transporter2.5. The record is from RefSeq and is a predicted model, not a curated record. Lineage: Eukaryota; Viridiplantae; Streptophyta; Magnoliopsida; Fabales; Fabaceae. Gene Ontology annotation, biological process: transmembrane transport. Gene Ontology annotation, molecular function: nitrate transmembrane transporter activity.
CUUCAGACAACCCCAGAGGACUAGAAAGCUUUAGCUAUUAUUACCACCUUUUAAAUCCCUUCAAAUCAACGUGAUUAAUUCACAUUUACUUUUCAACUAAGAGACAGAAAAAGUGGUUGGUUUGGUUACCAUGGUGCGCAGAACAGUGGGUAAAACGUGGUUCUGUAAUAACACUGACCCUGGUAUGUUAGGCCGGUUCAAUCCAAACCACUUUCUGUAAUUACUACUCGUAAAUUGUCCGAUAUAUGUAGCCUGAUUUAGGACUAUUAUUAUAUAUAUGCAAUUGUUGAUAGCGUGUCUUUGGCCUAUUGUUAGGGGAAACAGAUUUAUAUAGUUGAGAGAAAAGAAUUUCUGAUUCACAGUUACAAGCAUGGAGGUGGAAAUCCCAGGUGCAGCUGUGAAAGAAUCGGAGCAACAGAAGUUUGCUCUACCUGUGGAUUCUGAACACAAGGCCACCGAGUUCAGAUUAUUUUCCAUAGCUAAACCCCACAUGAGAUCUUUUCACCUAUCAUGGAUCUCAUUCUUCUCCUGCUUUGUGUCUAGCUUUGCUGCCCCACCCCUCCUUCCCAUAAUCCGGGACAACCUUAACCUCACAGCCACUGACAUUGGAAAUGCCGGUGUUGCAUCGGUUUCCGGUGCAGUUUUCGCAAGAAUUGCAAUGGGAACAGCUUGUGACUUAGUUGGACCGCGCCUGGCCUCUGCAUCACUCAUCCUCCUCACAGCACCAUUUGUGUACUUCACUUCCAUCAUCAACUCAGCCACCUCGUACCUCCUUGUCCGUUUCUUCACCGGCUUCUCCCUGGCCACCUUUGUCUCCACACAGUUCUGGAUGAGCUCUAUGUUCUCCGCUCCGGUCGUGGGUUCGGCAAACGGGUUUGCCGGCGGAUGGGGCAACCUUGGAGGAGGAGCCACCCAACUGAUCAUGCCCCUUGUCUUCUCCCUCAUCCGUGACAUCGGUGCUACGAAAUUCACGGCAUGGAGGAUUGCGUUCUUUGUCCCUGCCAUGUUCCAGAUGCUGACGGCAUUUUCAAUCCUGAUAUUUGGGCAGGACAUGCCCGAUGGAAACUUUCAGCGGUUGAAGAAGUCAGGGGAGAAAGCAAAAGACGAAUUCUCAAGAGUGGUGUAUCAUGGGAUUACUAACUACAGAGGGUGGAUUCUGGCGUUGACUUACGGCUACUGCUUCGGGGUGGAGUUGACCAUAGACAACAUCAUAGCUGAAUACUUCUAUGACAGGUUUAAUCUGAAACUCCACACUGCAGGAAUCAUUGCUGCGAGCUUUGGGUUGGCUAACUUGUUUUCUAGACCUGGUGGGGGUUAUAUAUCAGAUGUAAUGGGAAAGAGGUUCGGCAUGAGAGGGAGGUUGUGGGCUUUAUGGCUGUGCCAAACCUUGGCUGGUGUCUUCUGCAUCAUCCUUGGCCUUGUCGGUUCUUUAGGUGUCUCCGUCCUUGUUAUGAUCAUAUUCUCUCUCUUUGUCCAAGCCGCAUGUGGAAUGACCUUUGGGAUUGUUCCCUUUGUCUCAAGAAGGUCAUUGGGGGUGAUAUCUGGAAUGACAGGAGGAGGAGGCAAUGUGGGUGCAGUGGUGACCCAGCUAAUUUUCUUCAAAGGAUCGAAGUUUUCAAAAGAAAGAGGAAUAACUCUAAUGGGAGUGAUGAUCAUAAUAUGCACUCUGCCAAUGUGUUUAAUCUAUUUUCCACAGUGGGGUGGGAUGUUUUGUGGUCCAUCGUCUAAGAAGGUGACAGAAGAAGAUUACUACUUAGCUGAGUGGAACUCAAAGGAGAAGGAGAAAGGGUCCCAUCAUGCAAGCUUGAAAUUUGCUGAUAACAGCAGAAGAGAAAGAGGAAAAAAACUGAAUGCAUCAACAGAGCCUUCUGAGGAGAUCACACCUCCACAUGUUUGAUUGCUUCACUCAACCCUCAUCAUGAAGCUUGUCAUAUCAAAUCAAAUCAAUGUAUGUUCCUAUGUUUGCUGCAUAAUCAAGUUGAAAUGGUUCCGAGCCUACUUAAAUUUUCUGUUUCAAUCUGCUA